GGGACGCUUCUUCAACAUCAACAGCUAGUCAGACACCGUGGUAGCUUGCUAGUCAAAAUAGCCGAAAUAUUGAAGUUCUUUGGACUGUGUCGGUGUACAGCCACUGUGUAAUCAACACAAUUAUAUCGUAUCUACUUUUCAUUUCAUAUUUAAGUUGUUGUUAGCUAGCUAACUGAGUUGGCUUGAUAAAUUAGCCUAGCACUACGCUAAUGCUAGCUAGCUGUUAUCCCCGACCAUGAGCUCACUAAACUUCUCUCCUCCUGUUAAAGAAGAGGAUUUCUGCUGGACGGAGCAGGAAGCUCUGGGGCUGAACAUUAACGUGAAAGAGGAGGAUGUCACAGUAAAUCAUAAAGUAGAGAGUGAGGCUGUUACAGUGAAAGAAGAAGAGAAAGACGUUUCAGUGAAGGAAGAGGAAGACGCGUUCAGAGUGAAAGAGGAGGAGGAUGUUACAGGAAAAGAAGAGGAAGACGCGUUCAGAGUGAUACAAGAGGAGGAUGUUACUGUGAAAGAAGAGGAGAAAGAGGAGGAUGCAGUUUAUGGAGUGGAGGAGGAGAAUAUGGCUGUCACAUUGAAAAAGGAGGAGGAGGAAGAAGAGGAGGAAACUGGAUAUCUGGGCCCGGUUUCCCAAACGCAUCUUAAGGCAUCCAAUGGUUCUAACGGUGAACUUAGCCAUAAGAUGGUUUUGAGAAACCGGGCCCUGAUUAACAAAAGAGAGAGACGGGACUAUCGUGGAACGUCUGGGGAGCCUCAACAAUAUCAUGAUGCUGACGAGGCAGAGAAGAGUCUCUCCAGAUCAGAACACGUCAAGAAACACUCGCGGAGAUCCACAGGGAAGAAACCUCACUGCUGCUCUGACUGUGGGAAGAGAUUCACCUCCUCAGCAGGCAUUAUAAUUCAUCAGAGAAUCCACACAGGAGAGAAAUCUUUUAGCUGUGAUGAAUGUGGGAAGAGUUUUACUACGUCUUGCAAUCUGACACGACACCAGAGAACACACACAGAAGAGAAACCUUAUACCUGUUAUCAAUGUGGGAAGAGUUUUGUUUCAUCUGGCCUUCUGACUGUACACCAGAGAAUACACACAGGAGAGAAACAUUAUAGCUGUAAUCAAUGUGGGAAGAGUUUUACUCAGCUAAGCAACCUGAUAACACACCAGAGAACACACACAGGCGAGAAACCUCAUAGCUGUACUCAAUGUGGGAAGAGUUUUACUCAGCUAAGCAACCUGAUAGCACACCAGAGAACACACACAGGCGAGAAAUCUCAUAGCUGUACUCAAUGUGGAAAGAGUUUUACUCAGCUAAGCAACCUGAUAACACACCAGAGAACACACACAGGUGAGAAACCGUACAGCUGUGAUCAAUGUGGGAAGAGUUUUACUCAGCUAAGCAGCCUGAUGAUACACCAGAGAACACACACAGGAGAGAAACCUUAUAGCUGUACUCAAUGUGGAAAGCGUUUUAGCCAGUCAACCAGCCUGAUAUCACACCAGAGAACACACACAGGCGAUAAACCUUAUAGCUGUACUCAAUGUGGGAAGAGUUUUAGCCAUUCAACCAGCCUGAUAUCACACCAGAGAAUACACACAGGAGAGAAACCGUAUAGCUGUACUCAAUGUGGGAAGAGUUUUAGCCAUUCAACUAGCCUGACACGACACCAGAGAACACACACAGGAGAGAAACCGUAUAGCUGUGAUGAAUGUGGGAAGAGUUUUACGAAGUCUUGCAAUCUGACGAGACACCAGAGAACACACACAGGAGAGAAAUAUUAUACCUGUUAUCAAUGUGGGAAGAGUUUUGUUUUAUCUGGCCUUCUGACUGUACACCAGAGAACACACACAGGAGAGAAACUCUUUAGCUGUGAUCAAUGUGGGAAGAGUUUUACUCAGCUAUGGAACCUGAUAUCACACCAAAGAACACACACAGGAGAGAAACACUAUAGCUGUGAUAAAUGUGGGACGAGUUUUGUUCCAUCUGGCGAUCUGACAGUACACCAGAGAACACACAUAGGAGAGAAGUAUUUUAGCUGUAAUCAAUGUGGGAAGAGUUUUGUUCCAUCUGGCGAUCUGACAGUACACCAGGGAACACACACAGGAGAUAAGUCUUUUAGCUGUAAUCAAUGUGGGAAGAGUUUUGUUUCAUCUACUGGUCUGACAAUGCACCAGAGAACACACACAGGAGAGGAACCUUUUAGCUGUGACCAGAGAUAAUCUGAUUAAAGAUAUCUGAUCAAAUAUUAGAAAAUACAUGAAGGAGUUGAUUCAUUCAUUGAUAUCAUGAAUGUCACAAUGUAGAAUGUUAACACUUUGUAGUUGGAAUAUUUUAAUAAUGUCACAAUGUAGAUGCCUAAAUGUUUGCCCCCUUAUCAAUUGAUUUCAGCAUGAUAUGGAUAUCAGCCUCAGGGGAGGAGUACUAUUUAUGAGAUUUAACAAAAAGUGACUAACAAGAAAAGAGUUGUGUUCCACUUACCACGUUAGUGACCCACUUGAAUCAAAAUGCAACACUUCAGAAUGUAGCGAUCUGUUUUCUACAAGUUGUCCUCUAACCAGGGAUGUACACAUUAUUCCCAGGUUCCGUGUGGUUUUUGAGCUGUUAGUUUUAACAGGACGUGCAACCUCCUCUCGCACAAUUGAUUUCAACAUAAUAUCGAUGAGUGAUGACAAAUAAGUGUUGUGUUCCUUUGUUCAGCGACCCCUACAUUUAAAUGCAUCACUACAAAAUGUAGCUGACUGUCUUUUGCAGGUUGUCCUCUAAUCAGUGAGCUAAAUGAUAUCUCCCAUUUCCAUGUGUUUUUUUAGUUGUUAGUUUCAACAGCAAGUACAACCUGAUUUCCCCCCUAAUCGAUGUCAGUGAUUUAUUGCUACUUGUCAAAACAACAGCGUUUUUGGUGCUUGUGUCCAUGGUGAGGUCAACUUGGUUUCUGAUUGUCUCAAGGUUUGGCAGUCAAAUAGAUUUGUGUUUAGCCAGUGCGGUCCAUGGACCAGAAAUUAUUUUGACUUUCCGUAUUAGAGAUGAGUUAUGUUUGCGCUCGUUCCAAGGGAACGAGAGUUCUAGAAGCUAGUGAGUUUUAGGAAGACGAGAGUUCUAGAAGCUAGUGAGUUUUAGGAAGACGAGAGUUCUAGAAGCUAGUGAGUUUUAGGAAGACGAGAGUUCUAGAAGCUAGUGAGUUUUAGGAAGACGAGCGUUCUAGAAGCUAGUGAGUUUUAGGAAGACGAGAGUUCUAGAAGCUUGUGAGUUUUAGGAAGGGAAAAAUAAACUUUUUUUCUUCUUGUUUUUAAUUGUUGACAGCCAGUAGACACCAUGUUUAUAUUGUAGUUGAUUAUAAUGUGAAUUGGAAGUUGUUUUCUGUUUGUGGUGCACAUUCUCUUAAGGUGUUAGUCUUUGGUUUUUCCAUUUAUGUUUUGAGGUUGGACUUUAGCACGUCUAGCUCAUUAGCACGUAUAGCUCGUUAGCACGUAGGGCGCACCGAUUUGUGUCACCUCGUUAGUCAGUAUGUGUUACACCUGUGCUGGCUUGUCCAUCUCGUUAGUGGGAAGGUGUUUCACCUGAGCUGGUCCAGGUUCUAUUUAAGAGUGUCUGGCCCAGUGCUCCAGUUGUCUUGAUAGAUGUGGAAUGUCAACACCUUUAGUUGCUCCACCUUUUUGGUUUGCUUCCUGUCUUUAAGUUUGGUGUGGGUUUUUCUUUUGUUUGCCUCUUCUUGGGCAGAUUUAGUGGGUCUCAUGGUUGGUGUCUUUUAUGUCCCAGUUGUUGUUACUAGUCAACUUUCAGAGGACACUGAGAGAAAAAUUGCAACAUUAUAUUAUAAUACUUUAUGCAACAGAAUAGAGGGUUCUUAGAACUAUUGUGUCUGUGUGUUCUACUGAGGAUGGGCCUCUGGGAGAAAACACUGACAGGAGAUUUACAAUGUCUUUUGGGUGAUAAAACCUAAAGAGACCGCAUUCCAGAGCAUGAGUUAAUGUUUCUGUUCUAUAUGGUACCAGGGAUAGAUGACCCCAGGGCCAGACCCUGGUCUCUACACAAAGAGUACCAUUUUUACAGCAGAUACUGUCUGCUGUGAACUAUAAGUAUCUUUCAUACAAAUCUAAACCUUGUGACCCGUUCUAUACAUCUGUUGUUCGUCAUGUAGGUUGAAAGACCUUUGUACUUCUGUCUUGUGGCUCUCAACGAAUCAUCUGGGGGUGAUUUGUCAACCAGCCAUCACCGUACAGCACUCAAUUGAUUAACUUUAUAUUUGCGUGUUGUAUUGACCUGCUCCAUUAUUAAUAAGUGAAUAAAGAUUUAGUUUAAGAAUAA
This is a messenger RNA of Salvelinus fontinalis (brook trout), 4289 nucleotides long. RefSeq names its product zinc finger protein 883-like. Bases 236 to 2206 code for a protein of 656 amino acids. The record is from RefSeq and is a predicted model, not a curated record. The transcript is spliced from 2 exons. NCBI's taxonomy places the organism in Eukaryota, Metazoa, Chordata, Actinopteri, Salmoniformes, Salmonidae.